This is a messenger RNA of Cyprinodon variegatus (sheepshead minnow), 1953 nucleotides long. RefSeq names its product testis-expressed sequence 264 protein-like (gene tex264a). The transcript has 4 exons. Gene Ontology annotation, biological process: protein-DNA covalent cross-linking repair; reticulophagy. Gene Ontology annotation, cellular component: replication fork; autophagosome membrane; nucleus. The coding region runs from base 209 to 1201 and encodes 330 amino acids. NCBI's taxonomy places the organism in Eukaryota, Metazoa, Chordata, Actinopteri, Cyprinodontiformes, Cyprinodontidae. The record is from RefSeq and is a predicted model, not a curated record.
AGCGUGCUCCACUGUUUGGGGAAAUACCUUUAAACAGCCAUCUCUCCAGACUUCCAACAGUUUUUCAGCUUUCACUUUUGUCUAUUUGAGGAUAACAGAUAUAGCUGCGUCAUUUUUAAAAGAGGACAUCGUCUUUCUUGGACCGUAACAUUUUGCCUGUCUCUGGAGGGGAACGGUUUGGUUUUGCUCUGUCUCCUGCAGCUGCACCAUGUCCGACUUCAUCCUGCUGCUCCUCAUAGGCUUCCUCUUGCUGUGUCUGCUGCUGACGGUCGGUGGGCUGCUGGUUUACUCGGGGCUCCUUUCGGACGUGGUGGUUAAAACGGGAGCUCCUCCGAUUAGGAAUGUCACCGUAGCCUAUAAGUUCAGGGUGGGCGCCUACAAAGACUGCGGUGCUUUCUUCACUGAGUGCAGCAGCAUCUGCCCAAAGCUCAACUCCAUCGGGAUUUACUACGAUGACCUCAAAAAGAGACCACCAGAGAAAUGCCGCUACAUUGUGGGUAGUGUCCUGUGUGAGGGUGAAGAGAAGCCAGAUGAAGAUCUGCUGAAGCUUUACGAGAAGUUUGGCUACAAAACCUUUUCUUUACCAGAAGUGAGCUACGCUGUGACCUCCCCCUUCCCAAACACUACCCCCCUGUCAUGUGUGCUUGCUCCAUACAGGGUUUGCCCUCGACUCGUCUCCUACAUUGAGGAGAUGAAUCUAUCAACUGCCUUCCCAUUUCUUACGAUCUACCACUCAGAUGUCAUCCACUACAUGGUUCCAUUGUCUCGUAACUGGGACUUCUUUGUGCCUGAAAUGAUAGAGGAGCUCACUACAACCAAUAAAGACGAGGAUUCAGAUGAGGACAGAGGAACUGACAUUACAGGUGCAGAUUCCCACAGUGAUGUAAGCUCAGUAAGCGGUGGUGCAUCAUGGGACAGCAGAGAGACAUCCUUGGCAGCAUCCAUGGCCGCAUCUCUGGCCUCCUCUCUGCCCCUGAGAGACAUAAUGGACCCAAAUGAAGAUGGUAGGCCAAUGGAGCACAGUGACAGAGGUUCAAAUGACUCUGUGGACAGUGGCUCCUCCUUUGAAGAACUUGACAUGGACCAGGAAGAACUGGAUGGGGGACAAGAGACAGAAGACGGAAAGGAGAAAGAAGAAGCAGCUGGAGAAGAGGAGAAGAAGAAAGUUCUUGGAGGAGGAGAUGAGCAGGAAGGAUGCUGAAAUAAUAAGGGACAUAGCCAUGUGACUGGCAUGCUAGAGUUUCCCAGCUGUGCCGUUGUUGGUUAUAUUUUAAAUAAAGUCGUUGGUGGAUAUAAAGCUCUUCAUGGUCUGACUAACACCUAAUUUUUCUGCAUCUUCUAAUAAAGCCUGCACUUUUUCUUUUGCAUAAUCUCAGAUUUUAGAAGUAAGCCUGAUUGCAUGUUUAAAUGCUACUAAGACCGAGUUUAAAACCUCUUGAUCUGCAGCAGCAUGUGUUUUGAUUUCAGAGAAGAUGAGCAUAUUGGUUUUUGACUCCUGGCUUAAGAUCCAGGUUCUAAAGACAUUUCUGAAAGACUUUUGGAAGAUUUAAACCAAGAAUGGUUGAUUUGAGGUGUAUAUCAGGUGCACCUGCUGCUGUAGGGGUUAGACGUGAUACAGUCUUUUUCAAUUCUAAUGAAAGAAGUUUUAAAAUCUGAGACAAUUAAUCUGCUUAUUUUAAUCUAUUGGGUUUAUAUCUUGAAAUUUAACCAAGUUAGCAAAUUCCUUUGUGAGUGUAAAGGAAACCUUUUUUUUCAGUCUGUUUAGAUAAUUGUUUUUAAAUACAAAUUGUCUUUCUAUACUUGGAUUAUUAACCUACGAAGUAUAUUUUCUCCUUGCUGUCGCCAAAAUUCACCUGCUAUCAGAAACUAGUUGUUACCUCUUUGUAAAUGGAUAUUGUACUGGAAUUGUAGAGAUGUAUUGCCAUGUUAGCACCCCAUGUUGAAUAAAAUCUU